Messenger RNA from Cyclospora cayetanensis, 1161 nucleotides. Its product is annotated as dnaJ homolog subfamily C member 10. NCBI's taxonomy places the organism in Eukaryota, Apicomplexa, Conoidasida, Eucoccidiorida, Eimeriidae. The transcript has 8 exons. The record is from RefSeq and is a predicted model, not a curated record. The coding region runs from base 1 to 1161 and encodes 386 amino acids.
AUGCUGCAGCCGUUGUACACUUCGAUUUGCUUCCUACUUUUCCUCUUAGCCAUAGGGGAAAACCACCUUCACGUCACAGCUGCUUCUCCCCCCCAUCAAGAGGCGGCGAGCUUCUAUCAAGUCCUUAAGCUGGCAAAGGGUGCGACGGAUACGGAAGUGAAGAGGGCUUACCGAAAACUGUCGCUCGAGCUGCAUCCCGACAAGGUGAAGGCUAAGAAUGGCGAUACCAAGGCUGCGGAAGAACUCUUCCAGCAAAUUAACCGCGCCUACCAGGUUUUGUCGAACAGCAAAUCGCGGCGCCUCUUCGACACCUACGGGCCUCUCUACGAAACUCAGGAGAGUUAUUACGAAGAGUUGCAGAAGAAUAGGAUGCAUGAGCUCUAUAGCUACAAGAGAGGCGUGCACCUCCUUCAUGGACCAAACAUGGACGCUCUUCUAAGGGGAUCCGAGUUCUCUUGGAUCAUUAGCUUCUACCAGGCUGGAUGCGGAAACUGCGAGCGGCGUGUACCCUUCUUCUCUGCUCUUGGGGAAAAAUCGCUUGAAACCCAGAAUGUGCGGGUUGGAAUGGUAAACUGCCAAAUGUCACACUUGUGCCACUAUUUUGGAAUCCACCAGCUGGGACAGGUACUCCUGUUUUCCCCUCAGCAAGAGGGAGGCGACUCAUGGGAUUUUGAGGAAUACUCUGGGCCCAUGUCCGUAUCGGACAUACUCAAGGCAGCAGACCAGCUGAAAGCUUCACGGCUUGAGGAGGCUUCCAGUGACAGACACGUCAAGGAGCAACUUCGAAAGCUCCCGUCAGGAGGAGCCGGCGGAAUCUCUGCCGUCUGGGUCGUCGAUUACUACAGACCUUCUUGUCCUCCGUGUCGCCAGCUUCGCGCAGAGCUCCGUCGCUUAAGUCGCACGCUCUCUCAGCAAAUCCGCAUCACACUCGUAAACUGCGACCUAGGGAGGUGCGACGUUCCCCAUUACCCCUACCUUCGCCUUUUUGUGAAGCACUCGAAUGGCAUUAUCCGGAGCCACUCGCUUCCAUAUGGCACCGGUGACCAUCCGGGGGCCACUGCGAUCCAGCUAACCGCUUUUAUCUUCAACACCGUUUUAGGGCUGGAGCCUCCGCCUCUCCCAAGCCAAGAUAACGACAAGAUUCAAAGGGACGAGUUGUAG